This is a messenger RNA of Eleginops maclovinus (Patagonian blennie), 1920 nucleotides long. It is a transcript of the gene cenpn, whose product is annotated as centromere protein N. The coding region runs from base 139 to 1164 and encodes 341 amino acids. NCBI's taxonomy places the organism in Eukaryota, Metazoa, Chordata, Actinopteri, Perciformes, Eleginopidae. The record is from RefSeq and is a predicted model, not a curated record. The transcript is spliced from 10 exons. Gene Ontology annotation, cellular component: nucleoplasm. Gene Ontology annotation, biological process: chromosome segregation; CENP-A containing chromatin assembly.
UCCGAUUGGUCCAUACGUAUUUUCGUUGGUAGGCGGUUUGUUUGGAUUGUUAUUCUGCCACACUGCAAGGUGAACCGAGCCAACCUUUUAAUUGUUCAAUAAAACUGCUGGUAUCAUACCACUAUUAUCUGGGGAAGGAUGGAUGAAUCUACGAAACGCCUAGUGCAGCGACUUAUGAGACGGAUACCGUCUAAAAUGCUGAAAAUAACGCUGGAGAAGUGGGGCCGUUUGACUGAGAAACAGCAGCGGGAGAUCGAGGCCGUGCAGUCAAAACGGGCGUUAACGGAACAUCUACUUUCAUUUUGCGAGAAAAACGAGUUAGGGGUCAAACGCCUCACAGAACUCGAGAUGAUACAUAUUAUUGACAAUCCAAACCAAGAGAUGUGGUAUGCCUUCAGACUUUCUGACCCUGAAGAUGAUGCUCGCUCUGUAGAUUUGAUGCAGUUCAAGGAACAAUUCAAAUCUCACAUAAGAGAACUUGUGAGCCAGGUGUCUGUCAAAAUAAGAAAGCACACAGAUGAAGCCGUUUGGAUUCGGAUUGCAUGGGGAGACACCUACUCUUGCCCCAACCAUCUUAAACCAACAUAUGUUGUUCACAAUCUUCAAACACCGUAUGUCUUUGUGACCAGUCUGACUUCAAAGAAAAAGCUCAUGUUAUCUCAGGCCUUGGUUCUGUCCACCCGAUAUCAGUCUUUAAAGGAUGCAAACCUCAGUGGCCGGAAACUCACUGCCAUUAGGGACCUGCUGAUGAGGCAGUAUCAACAGGUGUUUCCCACCAAGUAUCCCAGCCCUCUCACAGAAAGAAAUCAAACAGUCACAAACCCACACAUCGAAAGAGAACAGGCGAAGCCUGCAGAACGCAGACUACAGUUGGCCUGUGAGGCCUUUGGUGUUGGGAUGUUACCUCAGCUACAGUCUGCAGUUUACAAGCUGGAGACAAAACUCAGAGACCACACCGACAGAACCAUGAGGGAGCGAGAGGAGCCCUUCAGAUGUGUUGUCAAAUUUGCCAGCACAAACCUCCUGGAGUCACUCAAGAAUUGUGCAUCUUCAGGAAUUGCCUCCACCCCAGUCACACCUCUGCUUUCAUCUAUACCCCUUAAGGGAAAGAAUUAUUUUGUCAUCACAGAAAAUGGACCUGGUCCUUCCUCACAAAUGUCCUAAACACAGAACUGAUGCGUGACAGGACCUUCACGUAAAGGGGUCACAGCAUGGUUGCCAUGUCUGGUCAACCCAGGGUUUGACUUUUAUUGUUUUAUAAUCAAUCUCCUUGUUCAAGAGCAGCUGCCCGUCCAAUUUCUCUAGCACUCAAUGUACCCUUUAUUACCCAGUUGCAAAUAUCUCAGUAGUGGACAACAGAUAAUUGUUAUUUUAUUUGUUUGUGUGUUUUUUUAAUGUAUGUCCAUGUUAGAGGGUUCAUUUAAGCUCCAUUGUCUCAGCACAAACUAUUUAAAGGAUAGUUUCAGACUUUUUAAAGUGUCUUAAAACUGUACUUGCAUUCCCAUAUUUGCAUAGAAGAGUAACUGGAUUCUCCUGUGCAAAUCGGUUCUUCUCAACACAACUACCCUUUAAGAGAUAGAGUAUAAACUGCCCAAAGCUGACAUGAGUUAGCCAUGUCAAUUGUGUAUUUUCCAAAGUUAUAGUAUGUGUUGCUAAAACACCCCACUGUUAAAUCGAAUUUCUAGAAAUGCCUAGAAGGUUUUCAUGUGAGGUCAAACUUUAACCAACAGUUUUGAUUGAAAUAAAGAGUUAUAGCUUAUAGAAAAGAUUCACUUCCAGUGCUUCAACCAUUCAAAGGUUCAAAGGUUUUAUUUGUCAUAUGCACAGCAGAUACAGCAUAUAUGUUGGCAAUGGAAAUCUUAUAUCCCAGGCUCCUCCAACAAUUCAACAUACACAGUGCAAAUAAGAUAAAUAAAAUAA